Sorex araneus (European shrew) is the source of this 1884-nucleotide messenger RNA. RefSeq names its product eukaryotic elongation factor, selenocysteine-tRNA specific (gene EEFSEC). Gene Ontology annotation, biological process: selenocysteine incorporation. Lineage: Eukaryota; Metazoa; Chordata; Mammalia; Eulipotyphla; Soricidae. The transcript has 7 exons. The coding region runs from base 38 to 1762 and encodes 574 amino acids. The record is from RefSeq and is a predicted model, not a curated record. Gene Ontology annotation, molecular function: GTP binding; translation elongation factor activity; GTPase activity.
GCGCGGCGGCGGCGGCGGCGGCGGCGGCGGCGGCGGCAUGGCCGAGCGGCGGGUGAACGUGAACGUGGGGGUGCUGGGCCACAUCGACAGCGGCAAGACGGCGCUGGCGCGGGCGCUGAGCACCACGGCCGCCACGGCCGCCUUCGACAAGCAGCCGCAGAGCCGCGAGCGCGGCAUCACGCUCGACCUGGGCUUCUCGUGCUUCUCGGUGCCGCUGCCCGCGGGGCCCGCGCCCGGCGCGCCGGCGCUGCUGCAGGUCACGCUGGUGGACUGCCCGGGGCACGCCUCCCUCAUCAGGACCAUCAUCGGCGGAGCCCAGAUCAUCGAUCUCAUGAUGCUGGUCAUCGACGUGACCAAGGGCAUGCAGACGCAGUCGGCGGAGUGCCUGGUGAUCGGGCAGAUCGCGUGCCAGAAGCUGAUCGUGGUGCUGAACAAGACCGACCUCUUGGCUGAGGAGAAGAGGCAGGCGGCGAUCGAGAAGAUGACCAAAAAGAUGCAGAAGACUCUGGAGAACACCAAGUUCCGGGGCGCACCCAUCAUAGCCGUGGCAGCCAAGCCGGGGGGACCGGAGGCCCCUGAGACAGAAGGCCCUCAGGGCAUCUCGGAGCUGAUUGAGCUCCUGACCUCCCAGAUCUCCGUCCCCGUGCGAGACCCCUCGGGGCCGUUCCUCAUGUCCGUGGACCACUGCUUCUCCAUCCGCGGCCAGGGCACCGUGAUGACGGGCACCAUCCUCUCGGGCGCCAUCAGCGUCGGCGACAGCGUGGAGAUUCCUGCCCUCAAGGUGGUGAAGAAGGUGAAGUCCAUGCAGAUGUUUCACACGCCCGUGACCUCGGCCAUGCAGGGGGACCGGCUGGGCAUCUGCGUCACCCAGUUCGACCCCAAGCUGCUGGAGCGCGGGCUGGUGUGCGCCCCCGAGACCCUGCACACCAUCCACGCGGCCCUCGUGUCCGUGGAGAAGAUCCCCUACUUCCGGGGCCCCCUGCAGACCAAGGCCAAGUUCCACAUCACGGUGGGCCACGAGACCGUCAUGGGCCGGCUGACGUUCUUCGGCCCCGAGCCCGAGCACUUUGACCGGGAGCCGCUGCUGGACGCCUUCGACUUCUCGCGCGAGUACGUCUUCCAGGAACAGUACCUGAGCCGGGAGCCGGGCCCGGACGGAGGGGAGGCCCCGGCCGCGGAGGGCCGCUGCCCCCAGCAGCAGUGGGCCCUCGUGGAGUUCGAGAAGCCCGUGACGUGCCCGCGGCUGUGCCUGGUGAUCGGCUCCCGGCUGGACGUGGACGUCCACACCAGCGCGUGCCGCCUGGCCUUCCACGGCGUCCUGCUGCACGGGCUGCCGGACAGGGGCUACGCCGAGAGCCUCCUGCCGCAGCUGAAGGUGUACAAGCUCAAGAGCAAGCAGGGCCUGGUGGAGCGGGCGAUGGACGACCACAGCGUCAUCGGCCGCUCGCUGUUCAAGAAGGAGACCAACAUCCAGCUCUUCGCGGGGCUCCGGGUGCAGCUGUCCUCGGGGGAGCAGGGCGUCAUCGACAGCGCCUUCGGCCAGAGCGGCAAGUUCAAGGUCCACAUCCCCGGUGGCCUCAGCCCCGAGUCCAAGGCCCUCCUGACCCCCGCGCAGAAGAAGCGGAACCGGGCCGGCCGGGGGGAGCCCGGCAAGCCCGAGGACGGCCCCGAGCGGCCGGAGCCCGCCCAGCAUGUAACCCUCAGCCUGACCUUCAAGCGCUACAUCUUCGACAGCCACAAGCGCCUGGUGCAGACGCCCUGACCCCGGUCCACACCGCCUCUCCGGGGUGGCCGUGCAGAGCUCAGGCGGCCAGGCAGGGGCGUCGCCGAGGAGCCGGAAGCUGUGGACGGGGGUCUCCACCCUGGCCCUGGGCAGCUGCGCCC